GUUUUUUUUUUGGAGAAGUGGACUAUUUUAAAGCCGGGAUUCCUUGUUUUUCUUUUUUAAAAACGCUACUGCUUUACUCUGUACCAGAACAGAUUCUGAUACACCGCGAUGGUGUGGGGCUAUCGGAACUGACAGCAGAGUGUACGCUAUCAUUUGGAAACUGCUUGUGGGACUGGUAAAAAAAUGAAAGCUCCCAUUCCUCUUCUGAUCCUGCUUCAUGCUGUUGUGGUCCAUUGCCUGAAAGUGGUGUCAAAGAGAGGCUCAGUGGAAGGCUGCACAGAUUGGUCAGUGGACUACCUGAAAUAUAAGGUGCUUCUGGGGGAACCUGUACGGAUUAAGUGCGCUUUAUUCUAUGGAUAUAUCCGGGCCAACUACACCCAUGCGCAGAGCGCAGGACUUAGCCUUAUGUGGUACAAAAGUGCAGGACACGGGGAUUUCGAGGAACCCAUCAGUUUUGAUGGCACAAGGAUGAGCAAGGAGGAGGAUGCCAUAUGGUUUCGACCAGCAGAGUUGGACGAUGUAGGGUACUAUUCUUGUGUAUUGAGGAACUCCACAUACUGCAUGAAGGUAUCCAUGUCUCUCACAGUGGCGGAGAAUGACACAGACCUCUGCUACAACUCCAAAAUGAGGUUCUUUGAAAAGGCAGAACUAAGUAAAAGCAAAGACAUCACCUGCCCAGGUAUAGAGGAUUAUAUACAGCCAGGAGUGGAGCCUGUACUUGUGUGGUACAAGGAAUGCAAGCCAAAGCAGUGGAGACAAACCAUAGAAAGGAAGAGGGACACUCUGUCCAUCAAGGAAGUACGGGAAGAUGACAUUGGGAAUUACACCUGCGAAUUGCAGUUUGGGAACUUUGUGGUGCGGAGGACAACUGAGCUAUCCGUCACAGCUCCCCUGACAGACAAGCCGCCAAAAAUCCUUUUCCCUUCAGAGAGCCAAAUAAGCAUCAUAGAGAUGGCAAUAGGAAAUCCUGUCAACCUGACGUGCAGAGCGUUCUUUGGAUACAGCGGAGACGUCAGUCCACUUAUAUACUGGAUGAAGGGGGAGAAGUUCAUCGAGGAUCUGGAUGAGGAGCGCGUUCAGGAGAGUGACAUCAAGACAAUCCGGGAGCAUCUGGGGGAGCAGGAAGUUUCCAUCUCCCUGACCAUUGACUCUCUGGAGGAGAGCGACCUGGGCAACUACUCGUGCUAUGUGGAGAACGGCAAUGGGCGGCGACAGGCCAACGUCCAGCUCACCAAGAAAGCAGAGCUGAUGUACACAGUGGAGCUGGCCGGAGGUCUGGGGGCCAUCCUGUUGCUGCUGAUCUGCCUGGUGACACUAUACAAGUGCUACAGGAUUGAGCUCAUGCUCUUCUACAGGAACCACUUUGGCAGUGAGGAUAUAGACGGAGAAAACAAAGACUAUGAUGCUUACCUGUCCUACACCAAAGUGGAUCCGGACCAGUGGAGCCAGGAGACCCGAGAGGAGGAGCGCUUUGCCCUGGAGAUCCUCCCCGACGUGCUGGAGAAGCAUUAUGGGUAUAAACUCUUCAUUCCAGACAGGGACUUGAUCCCCACAGGAAGUUUCACCAAUGAUCAUUUCCAGGAUGACACAAGACUACUUAGAGCCUACAUCGAGGACGUAGCACGUUGUGUGGACCAGAGCAAGCGCCUCAUCAUCGUGAUGACGCCCAGCUAUGUCGUGCGGAGGGGGUGGAGCAUCUUUGAGUUGGAGACGAGGCUGCGCAACAUGCUGGUGACCGGUGAAAUCAAGGUCAUCCUGAUAGAGUGUGCCGAGCUGCGUGGCAUCAUGAACUACCAGGAAGUGGAGGCCCUCAAACACACCAUCAAGAUGCUUACGGUCAUCAAGUGGCGUGGGCCGUCCAGCAACAAGCUCAACUCCAAGUUCUGGAAGCAGCUGCUCUACGAGAUGCCCUUCAAGCGCAUGGAGCCCCUGAGCAUCUCCCACGAGCAGGUGCUGGACGUCAGCGAGCAGGGCCCCUUCAGCGAGCUCCAGACCGUCUCGGCCAUCUCCAUGGCGGCAGCCACCUCCACCGCCAUGGCGACGGCACACCCGGACUUGCGCUCAACCUUCCACAACUCUUGCCACACCCAGAUGAGGCAGAAACACUAUUACCGUAGCUACGACUACGACCUGCCGCCCGGCGGCACCCUCCCGCCGCUCUCCACGCUAGGCAACCAGCACACCUACUGCAACAUCCCCAUGACGCUCAUCAAUGGACAGCGGCCGCAGUCCAAGUCGCCGCGCCAGCAGAGUUUGGAGGAGGCCCACGGCAACAAUGCCAUGCUGCCACUGCUGCCCAGAGAGACCAGUAUAUCCAGCGUCAUCUGGUGACAGAGACGGUGCCAGGCGGGAUAGACUGUGGAUCUAUAUGAUGUCCAUCACAGGGAGGACUCACCACUGGCACUUGGACCCUGAAUGCACCGGAGCCAGAUGGACCUGAAUGGCACUAAGUUACUUGCUGCUGUUGAAUUUGCACCAGGAAACACCAGGGGGAAGGGACAGAAGGGAGGACAGGGCGUCAGAUACGCUGGACACACUGGCGAUAGAGGUGGUGGCAGUUUUUCUUUUUUUGUUUUGGUCCAAUAAGAGCUUUUAUUGAAACUGAACAACAAAAAAAAAAGAAUCAAGGAGAACAUUUUUGUAUGCCUGUAUAAACACUCACGUAACACAAGCCAACACCUAUGAUAAUUUACCCAGAAAGUCAAGGAAUACAGGGUCCUGUACAUAUGUUUUUCUAAUUCUUUGUAGCAUCAGUGUUUGGGACAUGUUUCUUGUUUAUGUUUUAACAUCAGUUGGGACUCUUUUUUUUUAUUAUUUCUUUUGUUUCCGUUUGUACAAAAGUGAAGCAAUGGCCUGUGCGAUGUUUUGGAUAAACCGUUGUUACCUUUAUCUUAAUUUGUUGGCUGGUGUAGUUAAUAAAGCUUUCGUUUUUUUCGGGGGUGGGAGGUAAAAGUCACAGCUUUCAGGAGAUGAGAACGAUUUGGUUUACUGGUUUCACUGCUGCUGUAAGGGUUGAGAAUCUGGACUCAACCAGAAUAUGCAAAAUAUGGAGUCCAGAGAUCGGGGAAGAGAUGGGUUUCCCAAAUCGAUCAUAUUCCAAUGCUUUCAGAAAAGUCAUAUCUAUGAGGGGGAUAUGAAGAAUAUGGUGCUAGGCUUCACGUUUCUUUCACAAUAACAUUUACUUAAAAAAAAACAGCCUUGCUAUUUACCUUAACAGAUGAUUAUUAUCACCGAAAAAUUAAUUAUGUGUAUUAUUUUAUGAAAAAACAAAAGUCUAUUUUUGUAACUGAGGGAUAUUUGCUUAGAGAAGUUAUACCUAUGCUUAGAGAAGUUAUACCUAUAAAGUUUCUGAUGGAAGUAUUUGGGGAAACAUAAUAAAAAAAAACAAUGUUUUGUUAUGUGGAACUGCACAGCUCACGAAAAAUCGAUAGGUCAUUCACUAAAUGUCUUACCCUUAUAUUGCAAGAGGGGGAAAAAAAGUUUAUUUGUAUUUUCAUCAUUAAAAAAAAAGGAAUUUUGACAUUUCAAACACACCGCGGAUUGCAGCUCAUCUGGCUUUUUCUGUUCGCUGAUUGAACAGUCAUUGCAGCGAUUCACAGUUAAUUUAACACAGAUGGAGCUCCGCUGUCACCUGAAGCAUUACCUGUACCUGGUUUCCUCUGUAGGACCAAACAAGGCUGUCCAGGGCUAAACCAUUAUCUCUGUUAUUCAUUUCCUCUUAAAUGACAGCUCUGUUAUUUGUCUGCCAUCCCCCUUCGUCAACGGAAAUGAUUUGUCAGUUAAGUAACACUGUGGGAUAAAUAAAAUAGGGCUUUCACAUCUUGGUUCUGAACUAGUCAACUCGGGCCCUGGCUGCUUGGGACCUAAGGAUCAUAACGAUGAAACAGUUUCAUUCCCAAAUGAGUCGGAACCUCUGAAACACCUUAAAGCAGCUGCUUACUUGAUGCUAAACUUGAAAUGUUAUUAAUGACUAGUUAUUCACAUUAACAAGUUAACAUUAUAGAGGAUGUAAUCAAUUGUAUUUUUGGCCUACUGACCUGUAAUCAUCAUUUUCCUAAAUACCAAUAGCCUUUUAGAAUGAAACCCUUCCCUGUAAAAUGAAUUAAUGCUUGAGAGGCUCAAGAAAGUAUUUAAAAAUGCUAAUUAAAUCCUGGAGUAUAAUAACUACACAAUAGAAAUACUACUUAGAGCAAAGUUAGACCAAAGCAAGCUACAGCGAACCCUUCUCAUUCACAAAACGGUCUCUUUCUUUCACUGAGCGAAGCUUCCAUCGUGAUCUGUACAAUUUCAUCAAAUCAUAAGAAAGAAGAGCUAUUCUCACACGUCCACUCAGACCUGUGAAGGCGGCCGGUGUACUUGCUCCUCCUGCAGCUGUGCCAUGUUAUUUGUUUUCCGAGAAACUAACCUCACACUAAAAUACCUGCAGCAUCUCACAACAUAGAUGUGUUUCAUUUAGUGCCAUAAAAUAUGCAAAGUGAUGAACUUGUAAACAAAUAAAUUAACACAUGUGCCCCCCCUCCACCUCCCACCCCACCCCCAUCUUCUUGCAAUCUGCAGUUAUUGGUUUUUGAUUUUACUUUUACAGAAUAUUUCAGAAUAGGCCAGAAAAUUUGAAGUUUCAAAGUGUUUGCUGUAACCCCUAAAAUCCACUGUAAGAUUGGCAUUUCAGAGGCCUCUUAAUGCGAGAUCUUUCAAUCAACCAAUAGAUUAUUAGAGCUAGGCCUGUUUUUAUCCCCCUACCUAAUGAGAAAUAACUACUUCUGAACAGACGCGUUUGUUGUGCUCUACGACAUGGCAGUGUGUAAAUAUAAUCAAGACAAUGACAUGAUUCAAGAUGAAGACAAUCGAGCCAUAUUCAUGAAACCAAUGGUUAUUAUUCACAAAGGCCUCUCAAAGUAGACACAAUAAUCUGGACUGGAGGUUAACGCGUAGAAUCGAUGAGAUUUUGACAGGAGUUUGGCAUCGGCGCUCCUGCUUUGGGAGGCUGUGUCAAUACACAAGCGUUGGCAUUUUCUAAGUGGGGGCGAUACACAUUUUUGUUUCAUGAUGACUUGAACAUCUCUGGCGACUUGGCUUUCAUGAUGAAGAUGACGACGAGGAUGAAUAACAAUGACAAUAUAUAGCACAGAAUUAUUCCAGGCACUUUCACAACUCUUGAGACGACGUCUCUCCUGUUUCUGAUUUAUUUUCUAUUAUGUAUCUGCAAUGUUCAUUAAAAGAGAUACUGUUAUUAUUAAUAAACCACAUUUAUGGUAAUGUGAUUUCUCA
Molecule: messenger RNA, 5268 nt
Organism: Micropterus dolomieu (smallmouth bass)
Lineage: Eukaryota; Metazoa; Chordata; Actinopteri; Centrarchiformes; Centrarchidae
Product: interleukin-1 receptor accessory protein-like 1
Exons: 12
Coding region: 184-2331 (715 amino acids)
Biological process (GO): signal transduction; negative regulation of exocytosis
Molecular function (GO): interleukin-1 receptor activity
Source: RefSeq, a predicted model, not a curated record